Molecule: messenger RNA, 8092 nt
Organism: Exaiptasia diaphana
Lineage: Eukaryota; Metazoa; Cnidaria; Anthozoa; Actiniaria; Aiptasiidae
Product: mucin-17
Exons: 5
Coding region: 327-6728 (2133 amino acids)
Molecular function (GO): protein binding
Source: RefSeq, a predicted model, not a curated record
CAUUUCCACACACACAUUCAAGGAAGGAGUUGAAGACUCUCUUGGCACAGUUCUCAAAGUCAGUGGGCUUUUGUGAGAAUUUACUAAGUCUUGGUGUUCCAAAUAGCAAAAGGUGUAAAUCUUGCAAAACAAAGAGAAAACUUUACUCAAGUGAUUCUGAUUUAGGACCAACAGCACCGGAAGCUAAAAGACAGAAAACAGAUCCUAUUGUUGUGAAAGAGCUUAAAGUUGUCAUACAAAAGCUACCUGAUGAGGUUGUGAAUCAGUAUCUUCAUAGGACCAUUACUCCUAAGAAGAAAGAAGUAUACCUWAAGGGGAGAAAGGUUAUGGUUAUAAUGCCUGAAUCAAAGUACUUGAAGACUCCAGAAAAGGAACUUUUCAGCGGCGUCCCAUCAAUAACAGAAUACCCAAUAGAGGAAGGCGGUGAAAACGUUUUCAAUCGCAGUACGACCCCUCCUAUACAAGUUGAACAAGUCAGCUCRUUUCARUUUCCACCUGAAUUYAACGUCGARGAAGAGACACCACCACUAAUGAUCGACGAUGUCAGCAUUGCUSAAGCAUCACUUGCCGAAGACCCGUUAUCAACUCUAUUUUUGAAAGAUAAUAUAGAUACGAGUGGUGUAUCUGAGCUUAUUAAUGACAACGAAUUCACAGAAAGUGUUGAACAGUGUGAGAGGUCUUUGAUGGUGUUUUCUCCAAAGCCGUGGCAAAGUYUUGAGGACGCUGCCCUUUUGUCCAAGCAAGAUUCUGAAAAUAMUGAUGYUGUGGCUGAUAUUACAKCUUCUGCUACGACUACAGUUGCGACUMCCCCUSCUASUACUACUGAUACUUCAAAGAGUCAUUCAAGYGCAGAACCCUCUUCGACAACGGUUACAAGUAGAAACGAAACUGAUUUAUCAGAGACCCCCAAUGACACACAAAGCCAGAUGGAUAUUAUCACUAAAAUAGUGACAGUAGAAAAAUCCACGGAAGUUUUCAUCCAAAACUGUUUGGCUACUUCAUUCAAUUCUGAGAAUCCACUUGAAACGGCAGCAGAGAGAUCAUCUUUUGGGAGUGAUAUYGUUUCAAAUUCUUCCGAAUUAGAUCGUUCUUGUGGAAUAGAAGCCACGUCUUCAACUCCAAUUUCAAAUCCUGUGCUAAGCACAAACCAGACCAARAAAUUGUCCCAUUUUAGUAGGUACGAUUCCAGUUCAAGUUUCAAUCAGGGGUCAAAUUUUGAUGAACCUUCUCAUUGCCCUYCCUCGUCUACUUCAAGAAAUCCAAACAAUCUUAUGGCAGCAAAGGAAGUGCCAAUUCAAGACAGUCAGCCUUUGGCAGUUCCUGGAACGAGCAUUGUUCUUACGUCAGCAAGUCCCUUGCCUGUACAGACUGCGACAGCAAGACAAUAUUCGGGUCAAUAUGCAUCGAAUUCUUUAUCGGAACUGGCAACCAUGGCAAAUAGGUUCAAUAGUUCGAUGCCGCUUACAACCACACCGACCCUGUUCAACACAACAAAUUCAUAUAGAAACCAGUAUCAACCUGCAGCCUUUCCGCAAUACCAGCCGAUGAACCCAAUUUUAAAUCAGUCUCCUCAGAACCUUGCCUUACAAUCGGCCCAUCAAGCGUAUCAGGCUUAUUCACACCUAAAUACAGCUUUUGCUCAAAUGAAUGUACCUUCAGCAGCAUUUGGAGAUAAUUCCACAUAUUUAAGCAAUGGAAGUACAUCAAUAACUCAAAGCAGACUACCUCCAUCUGCACAUGGAGGUCAGUCCGCUUUUUUUAGCAAUUCAGGACCAGCUCCAAAUCGUCCGCCGGUACCCAUGGGAACCGGACAAGGAGGAGCAGUUGUUCAGAACACACGUGAAGCUCCUGGAUUUACUGGAAGCUUUAACAAGUUUAAUCAGUCCUAUACUGCAGACAAAGGAACAUUAGGGCAAAGCACUAUGAGGAACUCUACACCUGCUACUCAUGGGGCAAGUGGGUUUUGGUACCAGAAUUCUUUACCCAGAGGGAGCAGCGUACCUAUACAAGCGCCAGCAUCAACAACAGCAUCUUUGAGCAACUCUACUCACGCAUUGUUAAAUCGUAUGCCGAAUCGCUUUUGGCGACCGCUUUCACUUGGAGCUGCGCCUCAACAGCUUGGAAACCAGGUUACGUGGUACCCUCCCACAGGACCUCGUAUCUCAGAACCAUCACAACUCGCUAGUGGUGCUCCCCAAUCAGUCUUUCAUCAACCAUAYACAAUKCAGCAAGCMAAUUGGAGUUCGCAUCCUGAGUACACUUCCGUUACAAGUUCCGAARCCGCACAGGUAGUGAGUGGAUUCUCACAACAAACAAACGCAAGACCUGUUAAUGUAGUAACACCACAGCCAACUUGUAACGCACCAACACCGACUUCAAACGUAGUUAAGAGUACUAAUGGUAACUCAACGUCCAAUGGUUCUCAAUACAGUAGAAAAGAACUUCCCAAUAAAUCAAACAUUAGUAACAGAAAAGAAGUGUCCAAUACGAUGCCUACUUCUCAGAGUACUUCAUUUCAAAAACUAACCGCUGCUUCUGUCCCAACCGAGCMGUCUCUAAAAGUUGCAGGGAGACCAGACAAAGAGACGCCUCUGUUCACUAUAGCUGUCUCAGAUGCUCUUUCAGUGGCGUGUAGUGAAAGAAAUACAGUUCCUGAUAUCCAAAGUGCCUCCUCGCAAUCCCAAUCAAGUAUUAAAAACCUAUUAAAACGUCCACCAACCUCUACUGGUUCUAUUUCAAAAACACCAUCUCAGAAAGGUUCACUUAAAACAAGCAAAACACCUCAGUCWUCUCARAAAGUACCAUCUAUGGYCAACAGAAGUUUUGCAGCACAUACAUCGCAAUGGCCAGGUUCACUGUCCAUGUCAAAAGAUAAGUACAAAGAACAGAGUAAUACCAAAACAUCGAGUACUGGCUCACUUGAUGCUAUUCCCAAACGUCCAAUAUUAUCGAUUCAACAGGACCUAAGCAGUAAACGCAGUAGGAGUGACACAAGUCCCCAUAAUUCACCAGAUACUGUCUCGCAAGAUGUACCACCCCUUCCUGGUCAAAGUUUUGUUUUGUCCACCUCAWGGGACCUAGAUGCAUCAACGACUUGUUCRUCAMAGGCAGCCAAAGAAAUUGCUAAACCCCCGAAUGAAAUUGAAAAGGACCGCAGSUCUUCUUUGCUGAUUUCAAACGAGAAAAUGUCUACCAACACACCGCUACCAAAGUCAGGAAKKGAAGUCGAGACUAAUGUGUCUUCAAAGGAAGAUAACAAUAUGGAAAGUUCUGCARUUACAGGAUCAGGUUGUCAGCAGCCUCCAAAUUCAAGAAAAGAACUACAAACUUCCUUGCAAUCAAAUUUAGGAGCGCUUCUUACUGUUCUGACUCAUUGUGAACCGUCUAGAAUUGAAGAUGUUAAGAGGCUUCUUAUGUCACUCCUAAAAAAAAUCAAAUCAAAAUCGCCCAUCACUAAUGCUGAAGUCACUGCCAUGACUGAAGCUGUUGGGCCUGUGGUGAAAGAAAGCGAAGCAUUCAAAAAAUUGUUGGGAGGACUUUCACUUUUAUCGUCCAUGAAUAUAGUCAGUCAAAUGGGAAARUCAUCAACKAUUCCUGUGACGAAUACUAAUCUGUACUCUCGGCCAAACACUGUCAAUWAUACUCRCGCAGAAAAGAUUUCGAGUGGAUCUAAUUCAGAACAGGGCUCUUCAAGCACUACUGUGACUGAUUCUCUUCCAAACAGCUUAGGCACUUCUAGCUCCCUGCAAACACAUGAUAGCUCAACAAGAAUUCCGUCGUUUACUCCAUCUAAAGAUGUCUCAAGCAGCGUCAGUGUUGAAAAGGACACUCAAAUGUCAACAGUGAUGAAUUCUGUUCAAAACAGUAGUGAAAUAUUGCAGAAACGUGUUCCGAAUACUACUCGAUURGUGUCUUCAAGUAGCGACAAUUUUGAAAAGGGUACAACGCCGACUAACUCAUCCCCGAAAAGUACUCUCGAUGAUGGAAGCCAGCAGAAGAAGGCAUUUCAAAGCCCCGAUAAGACGGAUAGUGUGCCAUCUGAAGUAACGGUGUUGGAAGAGGUCAGUCAACCCGAAAUCAAUCCUUCAAAAGAGCGACAAUCGGAUACUUAUGAAAAAGGAAGUGGAAGCAAUGAAAUGCCAUCGCAAAUGGUACUUCUGGAAGAAGCAGAACAACCUGAACUCAGUCACACUGAUCGCAGUGCUCAAUCAGAACACKUUUCUUCCAAUUUAUCAGAAAGCAAUCCUUCAGAUGUGCCACARUUGGAGGAAAKUGGAAAAGAUAAAGUGUCGACACAAGUGCUAGUUCAGGAUGGAGGAGAUCAACCCAAARUAAGUCCAGUAAUUGAUCAAACUGUUUCAUCUAUUCCUACUGAUGAAUCUGCAAAGGAUCCUCCACAAGAGCCGAAAAKCUGUGAAAUCGCAACUGAAGGCGAGAGCAAGGUGACAAGUGACGAUCAACUGAAAGUUAACCCUGUAAAAGAUGAUAAAGUUUCCCAUGAGAUCUUUGAGGAUUCCUUAUCAAUGAAAAGUCAGCUGCAAGACCAUGUCGACGKUUCUGGAGUUUCUUCUAACAGUGAGACGCUGUCUUCAUCUAAGAAAACGUUCUCCCCCACAAACGAAUGUUUACCUCUUGCGGAGAGUCCCACAACAGCAUCUCAGGAGACUGCGGCAAAAGGUUCAUUUGGGAAAAAAUCUGAUAACUCCAAUUCAARUAACACUAAUGAAAUUUCAACUUCUGGGAAYMAUAUCAUGCGAGCUUCUGUAAACAAAAAGACCGUUGAUAAGACARAYAAACCUAGUACCAUUUUGAAUAGCAAUARAGAAUCAGUAGGUGCAGGCCAGAGCACUUCUCAGAAAGAAAAAUCUUACCGAAAUGCAGACUCGUUAAUAACCARAAAAUCUCCUUCUCGAUAUGCUCAUCAAACGCCUAGUUCAWCAAAACAAGAAAUACCUGUGAGUCAAAGUAGGACAAUUCUGGAAUCACUUAAGUCUGGUGCAAUCCCAUUACACGUUCGUUUCAUGAAAAAACUCCAAGAAAAUAAUAGAGACGAGCAGAAACGAUUCAACGUUGUCUUAAAAGAACUCCUUCGGAAGAUUCGAGCUGAGCUCUCCAUUGAUUUGUCAGACCUCCUAAAGCUKCGUACUACAGCACCGAAGGAGUUGCGGAAAACCAUCGAGUUCAAAGAGCUGAUGGACAUCUUCAGAAAGAGCAUUCCACCUAGUGAUUUCUCAGAUGAAGUAGUAGAUCUCACCUCUGAAGACAGUGACAUCGAUGGGUCUACUGAUUCAACAGUGGAAGUGAAAACAAGCCCACAGGAAAGCUCUUCAAGCGAUCUUUCUCUUUGUGAAAUAGUGAACGUAGUACAGAAUAAAGUUAAAACUGAAUCGUCUCUUGAAGUUUCGGUAGCCAAGGGUGAUACAACACUCUCUUCUGAGACGCAARUUUUGGAAGAUAAGGUUAACAACGUUGAGCCUAUGGAAACAGCUGAGUUGGMAAAGACAAGCGAGCUUCCUGUSARCUUUAGUACUUCAGUGAGUUUGAACACAARUGAUGGGGCUCAAAUUCCUGGAGCUUCUCAUUUAAAUCCAGCUUCGGGUUUUYCAGAUGUUUACAAGAAUGAUGCCACUGCUAUUUCACAAGCAUCUAUGUCUGAUCUUGGCUUGGCUGCAAACACUCCAUCUGAAGUUGAAACUAGCACACCUCAAGUUAAUGCGAUUUCCUCGAGYUAUCCAGUUUCUGGUACUAGUAUUCCUACUGUAAAUGGAUCUUCCUUUGUUCGCAUCUCACGCGAUGAAACAUCUUCCAACGUYGGUAGAAAUACAAGUAUUGAUCCCAUGGUCAUUAAGACAGAAGUCGCUGAGAAAGUCGGUAGCUUGKCUAAGUUUGCAGCGGACUCGAAUUCAAGUACAUGCGCUUUGUCACAUACAGGUUCAAUGCUUUCACCGGUUGUAAAUGAAGAAAGUGAAAAAUCUUUCGGAGCAACAGAAAAUAUUGAGCCAGCAACGUUUGCGGGUAGCUCAAGUAAUCUAUCUGCAAGUCCUUCUGAUUUAAGACUUGGAGAGUCCAAUGCUCCUCAACAAGUAGCGAACACAUCGCAGACAUAUGCUAACCAAGGACCUUAUGGAAAUAUUCUCAUUCCAAAUUCAAAUCAUCAGAAUAGCAUGCAGAGCUUUGGGAAUAUUGGGCCCAAGAACUUAAAUUCAGGCGUAACGAGCAUGCCCAAUAUGAAUKCACUUGCGCAUCMUGGAAAUGCAGCUCCUGCGAUAUUACAGUCAGCGSUACCUGAUAAUAGAUAUUUCACCACACCGUCGGGAACUGAACAUAUCAAUUUGCCAGUCUCGAACCCGAWCCCAACCUUACCAGURAGUUCAAUGAAGAGUAAGAGUGCUGCGCAUUURCCAAAACCGGAGGUCACAAUUUCAUCGUUUCCAGACACCACUGUCUUAAUGUGGGACAUUCGARACACCACCUGCCUGGAAAUGAUCGCCUCGUACCAAAUCUACGCAAUUCAAUUAGAGAGAAAUGAGAUAAUCACUCAGGAUAUAGUGUCGACUAAGACRUGGACACCCUUGGGUGUCAUAAAAUCUUUACCGCCUCCAAUGGCUAUCACACUCACAAAUCUUCGCGAAGGACUGAAAAGUUAUAUCAUCGUUCGUGCAGUUGACAAGAAUGGUCACACGGGGCCUUUYUCAUCGAUCUGUGAAGUUGUGGCCGAGAAAUCAUAAUUCCAGGAAAUUCCUAUCUCUAUAGAUUCUUGUGUUACGGUUACAGAUAAUUAUAGUAUUAUUCUAAGACUCUGUUUACAUGAGAUAGGAUGCCAAUACGUGGUAGGGUUUGCUCUUAUGUUUUCUUUUCCCUGGAGUAUUUAAAAACAAAGCAUUUUGGCCCGACCACUAGGGACUUCCUAACUCAUGUAAACAGGGUCUAAGGAUAUAACUGUUAAUUAAAAUUGUUCAUGAUAUAGGGCGGAGGUUUUUGAAUUUCUUGAAAACAAAGCAUUGUUCCUGUUAACUGCAGCCGCGGCMAAUGCAGCAGUGUCURACCCCUAAGCGUGAUUGACGAUCUAACGUUAUCUAAUCAUCAAACAUCUUCAGGCAUUGAAUGCUUCGCGGACAAAAUCCACCUGAUUUUUGAUGCUUCGUCCAACCAUAAAAAAAACCCAUCCAUUUAAAAGUGAGAAGAAACACCUUUAAACUGCAUCAACAUGUUUGUUGCUCCAUUCAACAACAUCCAACACCUCCAAACAAGGUGACCUAACACCAUCAAACUUUAUCCAACGACAUCCAUUACCAUCAAACAAAAUACAUCAAACUGCAUACAAGAUGUGUGAUGUCUCAUACAACAACAACAUUAAGCACCAUCAAACAUGAUUGAUGCUCUAUACAAUACCACAAACAAAUAAGUUUUUUCGCUGGACGGUACUUUACGGCGAAUCAAAGGAUCAAGCAUGUCUGUUUUGGCGCCUGCGUAGAAUUCAUGAUAUAUAUAUUUAAUGUAAAGAUAUUAUAGGUUUGUUCUUGUUCAGACAACCUCAUCGAUAGAGUCAUAGUUAAUGUGGCGACAAUAAGGGGGGUUAUACUACUCACAAAUACUCAUUUUUGAAUUCAAAGCGAGUAAUCGCUGUUCUAUUUGACAGCAGAACCUCUUGCGCAAAGACCUUACCAAAGACGAAAAUGUUGAGAAAAAAAGCACGAGAAAAUGUUGUAAGUACAAUAGCGCUAGCAAUUUGCAUUUUCCUCAAGUUGAGACUACCACUACAGUAUUCCCAGAAGUUUUGAACCUUGGGUUUUAUGGGGGGGUACAGGGUUAGUUUCAACUCGGGGAAACUGCAAUCUUUCCGCAAGAAAAUCUGCAGUCAUUUAAAGAAACGGUUUUUUCGCUUAUAAUUCGACAAUGGGAGUAUCGUAUGCGUCAUUUUGUGCCUAUUUGAUUGACUACUGCWAUUAUAGUUUUCACUUCGAUAAGACGAUCGCAAGUACACUCGAUAUAUGAUAUAUAUAAUAUUCUAUUUUAAAUAGUGUAUAUUUUUAUGAUUGAUACAUAUAUUUCUUGGAUCAAUAAUAAAGUUCCCUAUUUUUUUUUCUUUGCA